AUGCUCAAUUGUCAAGUAAGCGACGAAAUUAUCAAAUCUUAUGAAGAAAUGAGAAUGGGAAAGGGUGCCAACAAGGAUAAAAAGUUCCUAGUCUUGAAAAUGCAUGAAAAUUCCAUUCAAAUCGAUCAAGAAUUAACUAAACUCUCCUCAUUGGACGAAUUGACCGCCAAUCUCCCUCCAAAAAACACUCGUUUCAUUUGUUAUCAUUUGAGUUUCGAAAUGCCAACUCAAAACGAAAACAGUGGUAUCAGAGAAGGAACCAGAACCAAAAUGAUGUUUCUCACUUGGUGUCCAAACGAAACUAAAGUUAAGGAAAAGUUUCAGGUUGCAGCCACAGUCAAAACUGUUAAGGAAAAAUUGAAUGGAUUGAGUGCAACGAUUCAUUGCUCUGUGAAGGGUGAAAUUGAUGAAAAAUUAAUGAUUGAAAAGUGUUUAACUUUUAUGAAAUAG
Molecule: messenger RNA, 450 nt
Organism: Naegleria gruberi
Lineage: Eukaryota; Heterolobosea; Eutetramitea; Acrasida; Naegleriidae
Product: cofilin
Exons: 1
Coding region: 1-450 (149 amino acids)
Biological process (GO): cell motility; actin filament severing; actin filament depolymerization
Cellular component (GO): actin cytoskeleton; cytoplasm; actin cortical patch
Molecular function (GO): actin filament binding
Source: RefSeq, a predicted model, not a curated record